Molecule: messenger RNA, 174 nt
Organism: Strigops habroptila (Kakapo)
Lineage: Eukaryota; Metazoa; Chordata; Aves; Psittaciformes; Psittacidae
Product: nephronectin-like
Exons: 3
Source: RefSeq, a predicted model, not a curated record
AUGGCCUCGGCUUCCGAGCGGGAAUGGGCCGGGGGGGGCACGCGCCCCAAACCACCCGAAACACCCGAAACCACCCCGAAACCACCCCCAAACACCCCAAAACAGCCCAAAACCACUGAAAACACCCUCCCAAACACCCCAAAACAGCCCAAAACCACUGAAACCACCCCAAAA